Messenger RNA from Ilyonectria robusta, 2173 nucleotides. RefSeq lists its product as uncharacterized. The record is from RefSeq and is a predicted model, not a curated record. NCBI's taxonomy places the organism in Eukaryota, Fungi, Ascomycota, Sordariomycetes, Hypocreales, Nectriaceae. The coding region runs from base 323 to 1834 and encodes 503 amino acids. The transcript has a single exon.
CUUUGCCUGGAUCCGUGGAUCUAUUCUCGGCCGCCCGCCCUCAUGCCCCCUCAUGCAUGUGCCGCCAUUCGACGAGUUGCAGGCCUGGCGUAGAACCGGCCCCCCGAUGGCCCAGCAAGUCAGAGCCCGGCCCUCGAGGCCAGCGGCUAACUCUCCAAGCAUCACCAGCCGCUAUAUACCUUACUCGGCUGCCGCAAGUUCCGUCUGGUGCAUGUAAAUCUUCCCCUAGAUAUGUUUCGUCUCGUCACUCAGGAGGUCUCGUCCCCACGGCUAGAUUCUUCAUAAGACAGGUUGCUCGCCUUCGCCCGAAACUCUUUCCAUCAUGCCGCCUGAGGCUACCCGACUCUCACCAUUGCUCUCUCUGCUUCUGUCCUUGCCAUUCCUUUCACCUUGUGUGCUCGCCCAACUUGACCCCUCCUCGGUGCUCGACGCCCGAGCUGACGAUACCCUCACCUCUGCUGAUCCUCUGGGAGACAAGAAAUACCUGCCCGCCCAGAUCGGUGCUAUUAUUGGAGCUUACGCUGUUUCACUGGUGCUGGUCGCCAUCGGCUUGCUUGUCCUCUCCAAGAAGCGCCGCGCUCACUUAACAGCCGGCAACGACGAAAUCGACUUUAUCGUACGCAAGGAUAUCGCUGUACCAAACUUCCAGACUGGACCCUUAAACAUCAACACCAAGGUCCCAACCGUUCAGAACUUCUCACUACCUUCCCCGACCAAGGACGACUUCGGCGCUCCCAACCCUUACGUCCACCCCUCACCAACUUCCACCGUUGGUGCCCCAGGAGUCAACCAAUUUGUUGAUCAGCGAAUUGUGGCCGCUGAUAGAGUCAUGGCCCAGUCACAGCUCGAGGAAAUGUACAAGCACGUGCUGGAGCACGAAGACGCCAAGAAGCGAGGAGAGUUGUAUGAGGCUCCUCUGCCGCUUGGCUCUCACCAGCCGCGCAGCUCGACCUCGGUCGGAUCCAUGAAGUCGAACGGAACGACCUUGUCCAAGAAGGAACGAUCUAAGCCGGCCGGCCUGAACCUCUCCCGGGAUGACAAGUCCCAGUCGAGGACUUCCUCGCUCCUAUCGGCUCUUCGAUCGCCCAAGAAGAAGGCCAUGAGGGGCGUUAGCAUCUCGUCUCCCAUCAUGACUCCCCAGUCCGCCACCUUUCCGCGGCAAGAGUCGCAGGAGCUGAGCUCCAUCCCGCCCCGACACUAUGCGCCGGCAGCUCCGCCCCCGGUCCCCACCGACCAGGUCCCGUUCGGAGCCGUUUAUUCCAGGCCCGCAGUGCCUUCCACGCCGGAUAUCUCGCCCCAGAGUGUCCAGAGCAUCGAUGAGCGUAUCGGUUCUCAGCUCCCUUCCGUCUCUCAAACCCACACCCGAAACAACUCCCAGGCGCCCACUGAGGUUGAUCCUGAGUCGGCCACUUCGGAGCACUCCCAGGCGCAUCUGGUCGGCCUUCCGCAAUCCCCGAAGCCUGGUGCUCGGUUCCCAACCCUCCCGGCAUCGCCCAAGCCAGGACAGACGUUCCAGCGCUCCAAUAACCCGUCGGCAGUGCGAACCGGUGGCUCGCUGCCCUUGCGUGCUUACGAGCCGUCGAUGAACUCUACUACCAUCGUUGGUCAGACUACUAAGCAGACCGUGUUUGAGAGAAAGGCACCGAUGUCACCUAGCGGCGCCAUGACCCCGUACACUGCAGGUGCGGUGCCGUACUCGCCCUACCAGCCGUUCACACCCUGCAUGCCCAUGACACCGUCAUUGGUGACCAAAGAGGACCGGAAGCGAAUGAAGAGAAUGGUGCCAAAGACUCCGACUCUGAACAUGGUCCAGAGUUCCGAGGAUGUUUGGUAAGCCACCUACGGCUGGGAGUUGGGAAAGAUUCCGUUCAUUUCUUUCUUUUUCUUGUUCCCCGGUUUUCUUAGAUAUUAAACGACCGCCCGUUUCCUUAGACGGCAAUCAUCAUGUCGCUAUGACGCGGGAUCUACUUAUUUCCUUUUUUUUAGUAGGCAAUGUUGCGCACGAAGUAUACCAAUGGCCUUCAUCCAGACAGCAGGGGAAGAUGGAGAAGGAAUAUGCAAGGGGGUCAGAGCGUUUAUCAAUGUAUACCAAGUCUUAGCUCACCUACCACCAUCAUCCCACCGUUGAUACGGAUUGGAGUGGUGGGAAUACACUUUCUAAUCUGUCACUAAA